GUUGUCAAACAUCACCAACGCCAUGACUCGUCUGCUGCUCGGAGCCGUGCUGCUGGGAUUCCUGGGCUUCUCCGUCUCAGGACAAGAGAUGCUCGCUCCACCUGCCCAGGUGAGGUUUGACUCUAGAGACUAUAGGAACGUCCUUCAGUGGAAACCGUCCACCAACACCUCGCUGCUCUACACGGUCCAGUGGAAGAUUUAUGGUGAGCAGGAGUGGUUGAACGCUUCCAGCUGCCAGGAGACCCUGAAGCGUCAGUGUGACCUCAGCAGCGUCACGUCCGACUCCAGGGAGUGGUACUACGCCCGAGUGAGAGCGUCCAGCGUGACCUCCAGCAGCAGCUCGGGCUGGGCCCUCUCCCCCAGGUUCAGCCCGCGCUGGGACACUAAAAUCAGCCCCCCAUCCCUGAGACUGACCUCCACCAAGAGAAGCAUGGUGGUGCAGGUGAAGCCCCCUCGGGUGCUGCUCCGCAAGAUGCACAGCGGUUUGCACUUCAAGAUCUUCCUCAUCCACGCCAGCGGAGAGGAGGAGGAGCUGGACAUGGUCUGCUGCUCCGGCAGGCUGACUCUGAGCAGCCUGAAGCCCAGAGCCAGGUACUGCCUGCAGGCCCAGACCAUCAUACCUCUGCAGGCCAAGAGCAGCGCCCGCAGCGCGCUCAAGUGCAGCGCUGCACCCUGAUGACACAGACGCCCGGGCCGCGUGGGCUGCUCGCGCAUCCUGACACUCCAGCUGCAAUCGUCGCUACCUCCAGGGCUGCAGCCGCCGACAUCCGGGCCUGCAAAGCUCCUGCACUUCAGAUUAGAAACUUUUACCGUCUGACAUGUUUCACCCUCUUUCUCCCUUUUCUCAUUUUGAACGUUCACUGAAAAAUAAAG
Cololabis saira (Pacific saury) is the source of this 873-nucleotide messenger RNA. RefSeq names its product interleukin 22 receptor, alpha 2 (gene il22ra2). The transcript has 6 exons. The coding region runs from base 23 to 676 and encodes 217 amino acids. NCBI's taxonomy places the organism in Eukaryota, Metazoa, Chordata, Actinopteri, Beloniformes, Belonidae. Gene Ontology annotation, molecular function: protein binding. The record is from RefSeq and is a predicted model, not a curated record.